Molecule: messenger RNA, 1780 nt
Organism: Daphnia carinata
Lineage: Eukaryota; Metazoa; Arthropoda; Branchiopoda; Diplostraca; Daphniidae
Product: alpha-1,3-mannosyl-glycoprotein 2-beta-N-acetylglucosaminyltransferase-like
Exons: 7
Coding region: 215-1576 (453 amino acids)
Biological process (GO): protein N-linked glycosylation
Cellular component (GO): Golgi apparatus
Molecular function (GO): alpha-1,3-mannosylglycoprotein 2-beta-N-acetylglucosaminyltransferase activity
Source: RefSeq, a predicted model, not a curated record
GUUAUCUGUCAUGUCUGCUAUUGAAAGUACUUUCUCUUGUUUUGCUUUGGAGUUUUGACUGAAAAUAACAUAUUAAAGAACCAAAUUUAUGGAGUGAUCCAAGCGAAUUAAGUUUAGCCUAUCCUAUAUAUUUUGCGUAAAUAAAGUGAAAUUGAGACUGCAACAUGGUUAAGGAAAAAUUUAUCCAAGCUCUAGAUUUCUGAACAGGGAAAACAUGAAAUACAAGCGGCUCGGGUUGAUUGUGGCAUUUUGCUUUGUUAGUUGGCUUGUGCUUGCUUUGGUUAUCUUUAGUGAUAAUUUAACCAAAAAAAGUGAUGUUGAGACAAGAAAGGGUUCUCUUCUAAAAUACAUUCAGGAACUGGAACUGCAGAUCAGCCAGCAAGAGGAGACCUACAAAUUACUUGUCGACAAAUUAAAAAAUUUGACACCAGGGCAUGAAAAUGUUGUCCAGGCCAUGGAGCUUAAGCAUAUUUCUGACUACGAGCCAAAAACAUCUUUUUUAACCAUUAAACAAGAUGUGUUGCAAGAAAAAUCAGUCAUACUUCCAGUGCUCGUAUUUUCUUGUAACCGGCCGGACAUUCGCCGUAGUUUAGAUGGUUUACUUCAAUACCGACCAGAUGCCAAGAAGUUCCCUAUUAUAGUCAGCCAAGAUUGUGCUCACGGUGCUACUGCCAAGGUCAUUCGUUCCUAUAGUGAUGCAUCACAAGUGACCUACAUCCAGCAACCUGACCAAAGCGAACCGAUCGUUCCACAUGGAGAGGCAAAGUUCAAAGGGUACUUCAAAAUUGCACGACAUUACUUGUUUGGGUUGAAGCAGAUUUUCCGGACGUUUAAUUAUACUGCCGUUAUAAUCGUUGAAGAUGAUUUAGACGUAGCCCCUGAUUUCUUUUCGUAUUUCGCUUCGACCUAUCAGUUGUUGAAAAAUGAUCCUACACUGUGGUGUGUCUCAGCUUGGAAUGACAAUGGAAAAGCCAGUCUGGUGGAUGUGCAACAUGGAAGCGAACUUUUGUAUCGUAGUGACUUUUUCCCGGGAUUAGGUUGGAUGAUCACGAAACAGCUGUGGGACGAACUGGAACCGAAAUGGCCAAAAUCAUACUGGGAUGAUUGGAUGAGAAGACCGGAGCAGAGGAAAGAUCGGGCCUGCAUCCGACCUGAAAUAUCUCGUACCAGAACGUUCGGGAAAAUUGGUGUCAGCAAUGGCAUGUUUUUUGACAAACAUCUCAAAUACAUAAAGCUCAACGAAAUGCCCGUGGAUUUUUCCAUGCAAAAUUUGAGUCAUAUGGUACAAACCGCUUAUGAUGCUGACUAUAUCCGACACGUAUACAGCCUUCCCGUGGUAUCGGCUUCCGAUGUUCGCACUAACACGAAUUUACCAUUUGACGGUCCAGUCAGAAUCACCUACCACACCAAGGAUACCUUUAAAAAUGCAGCCAAAUUCUUGGGCUUGAUGGAUGACUUUAAGAGUGGCGUACCCCGAACGGGCUAUCACGGAAUUGUAUCCGUUUUCCUCAAUGGCCGUCGCGUUUAUCUGGCUCCUCAUUCCAAUUGGAAGGGAUAUGACCUUACCUGGAGUUGACAUGCCAACAAUAAAGAAAAAUAAUUCUGUUAAAAAUCAGAGAAAUUUAUUUGAUAAAGUAUACUUAUUUGCAAUUUGUGAGUGCAGUUGUUUUUGCGUGAUAAGAUUGCACUAAGUGAAAAUCAACUUUUAUGUUUUUUAUACUUCCAAAGAACACCCAUUUUAUUGGAUUACACGCGUGAGAAAUACACGUUUUUGCCUUUA